This is a messenger RNA of Carlito syrichta (Philippine tarsier), 3024 nucleotides long. It is a transcript of the gene CEP97, whose product is annotated as centrosomal protein 97. The record is from RefSeq and is a predicted model, not a curated record. Gene Ontology annotation, molecular function: protein binding. Lineage: Eukaryota; Metazoa; Chordata; Mammalia; Primates; Tarsiidae. The transcript is spliced from 11 exons. Bases 85 to 2667 code for a protein of 860 amino acids.
AUAGUUUCCGAUCCCCUCCUCCAGCCUACAAGCUCCACAGAGCGCUGGAGGACGGUUGCUUGGCGUUAUUAGCAAGCGGCAAAUAUGGCGGCGGCGCGCGAGGACGCGGCUUUGCCUCCCGGAGAAGGAUCAGUGGUCAAUUGGUCAGGGCAGGGACUACAGAAAUUAGGUCCGAAUUUACCCUGUGAAGCUGAUAUUCACACUUUGAUACUGGAUAAAAAUCAGAUUAUUAAAUUGGAAAAUCUGGAGAAAUGUAAACGAUUAAUACAGUUAUCAGUGGCUAACAAUCGUCUGGUGCGGAUGAUGGGUGUGGCCAAGCUGACUCAACUCCGGGUAUUAAAUUUGCCUCAUAAUAGCAUUGGCUAUGUGGAAGGGCUAAAGGAACUAGUACAUUUGGAAUGGCUGAAUUUGGCAGGAAAUAAUAUUAAGGCCAUGGAACAAAUCAAUAGCUGCAUAGCUCUACAGCACCUCGAUUUAUCAGACAAUAGCAUAUCGCAGAUAGGUGAUCUAUCUAAAUUGGUAUCCCUGAAGACCCUGCUUUUACAUGGAAACAUCAUCACCUCUCUUAGAAUGGCACCUGCUUAUCUACCCAGAAGUCUUGCUAUACUUUCUUUGGCAGAAAAUGAAAUUCGAGAUUUAAAUGAGAUCUCUUUUUUGGCAUCCUUAACUGAACUGGAACAGUUGUCGAUCAUGAACAAUCCUUGUGUGAUGGCAACACCUUCCAUUCCAGGGUUUGACUAUCGGCCAUUCAUUGUCAGCUGGUGCUUAAAUCUCAGAGUCCUAGAUGGAUAUGUGAUUUCUCAGAAGGAAAGUCUGAAAGCUGAAUGGCUCUAUAGUCAAGGCAAGGGGAGAGCAUAUCGGCCUGGCCAGCACAUCCAGCUUGUCCAGUAUCUGGCUACAGUGUGUCCUCUCACUUCUACACUGGGUCUUCAAACUGAAGAGGAUGCCAAACUAGAGAAGAUUCUGAGCAAACAGAGGUUUCACCAGAGACAACUGAUGAACCAAAGCGAAAACGAAGAGUUGUCUUCUCUUGCUCCUGUUGAAACAAGGGCAUCCCUUAUGCCUGAGCAUUCAAGCCCAGUUCAGGAUUGCCAGAUUGUCCAGGAAAGUGAACCUGUCAUCCAAGUCAAUUCUUGGGUUGGGAUAAGCAGUGAUGAUGAUCAGUUAUAUGCUGUUAAGAAUAAUUUUCCAGCCUCUGUACACGCCACAAGAUAUUCUCGAAAUGACCUGCAUCUGGAAGACAUACAGACAGAUGAGGACAAGUUAAAUUGUAGUCUUCUCUCUUCAGAGUCUACUUUUAUGCCAGUUGCGUCAGGAUUGUCACCAGUAUCACCUACAGUUGAGCUGACGCUUCAGAGCAUUAACUUGGGCCUAGAAGAUGAUGGUAUUGCAGAUGAAUCUGUGAAAGGGCUGGAAAAUCAGGUUUUGGAUAAGGAAGAGGAAAAGGCUUUAUGGGCUGCAAAUGAGAAUUCUGUUCAGAUGAUGAAAAGUGAGAUCAGUACAGAGGUAAAUGAGAAAACUGGGCGAUUACCCUGUCCUGUACCAACAAUAAUCAGUGCUAUCCUGACGGAUGAUAACCACAGUCUUACAUCUUUCCCGGAGUCAGCUGGACACAAUGUUUCCUGUGCACAGACAGAUAAUAAAGAAACCAUAUCUCAAACAGCUUCAGAGAAACUUCCUUGCAGAAUUUUAACCCAGAGAUCUGUGGCUUUGGGAGAAGAUAAAGAUGCCCUCCAGAAAUUGAAUGAAGCAGCCACCAAGCUUCAGGCCUGUUGGCGGGGCUUUUAUGCCAGGAAUUACAACCCUCAAGCCAAAGAUGUGCGUUAUGAAAUCCGCCUACGCAGAAUGCAGGAGCACAUUGUCUGCUUAACGGAGGAAAUAAGGAGAUUAAGAAAAGAAAGAGACGAAGAACGUAUUAAAAAAUUUGUACAUGAAGAGGCUGUCAGAUUUCUCUGGAACCAGGUAAGGUCUCUGCAAGCUUGGCAACAAACAGUGGACCAGCGUCUAUGUUCCUGGCAUACUGAUGUUCCUCCUGUGUCAAGUACUCUGGUGUCAUCUCAACCUACAUUAUUUGCCCAAAGUCAGGAGCCCUCUUCUGAUCAAAAUUCUGAUUGGCUCAUUGCUCCUGAUGAAGCUCCACAAGAGAAAACAUUACCAGAAUUUCCAGACUCUGGUUUUCAUUCCUCCCUAACAGAACAAGUUCACUGUUUGCAGGAUUCUUUGGAUUUUGAAAAAAAUUCCACAGAAGACAGUGAAAGCUCCAUAAUGGGGAAUUCUAUUAACACAGUCAAAUUUGGCAAAGGAUCAGAUUUAGGGGAUGAUAGUGAAGAACAUGGUGAAUGGAGCAAGGAAUGCUCCAAUAAUGAGCAGGAUAAUAGUCUGCUUGAACAGUAUUUAACUUCAGUUCAACAGCUAGAAGAUGCUGACGAGAGGACACAUUUUGAUGAAGGGAUGGGAGAUAGUGAGCCUCACAUAGCUCUUUCCCCGGAAAAGUUAGAUGUCUUGUCUGACCGUGCUUCUGCAGAGGAGACUCAUGGUGCAUCUCCUACUUUGCAAGAUGACAUCAGCCAGACACCAGAGAAUUGUAAAUUAAAUGCAGAAGUUCAAGGGCAGCAGCCAGAAUGUGAGUCUACAUUUCAGGUAUUGCAUGUUGGUAUUACCGUGUAGCGUGUCUGAUCUCUUGGGAAGCAGAAGGCCACUUAACUUUUCUUAAAAAUAUUUUCAGUUGCCUUUUUUUUGAAGGGGAGUACUCUCUACUCCCAAUUUGUUACUAUUUAUAUAGAAUUUGUAUUCUCGUCUCAUAUUCUCCAGAUUCUAGAUAUUAAACUGAGUCUUCAUUUUGAUUUUGCUAGUUUUUUACUUAGCUGCAAUGUACCAAAUUACUUAUAUUGAAAAUGAUGUGCACUUUAUUUCAUAACACCUGAAUUGCAUCAACAGUGUUCCUGUUUCUUUCAUGUACUCAUUUCCUUUCAAAAAUAAACUAGAAUAUAUUAAAGAAAAUAAAAUUUACCUUAGAGACAUAAA